AUGGUACCGCAAACUUCUCUUAUGGUUAUCAGUAAAAGAGCAGGCGAUUGCGCCCACCCGCUUUUACCAUUCACAUUGCAGGUAGCAAAUUUCCAUGAUGCGAUCUCGUCCUAUUAUUCAUUCCAUCUUCUACGGAAAUCAAUAGCUGUACAAGGAAAUGAGAAACGCGUACAAGCUGUUCUCUUGCGUGAACUGGAUGCCCUGAAGUCGGCGAUGGAAAUGACUGUUAUGGGAAACUCGCUGGUUCGACUUUUCGAGCGAAUGAUAUUCGACGAGGAAUCGGCUGUGCAAACGGUGCAUCGCCUAUUCAUUGUCGUCUGCCGCUCGUUCGAUGACCAGUCGUUUGAGCAAGUUUUAAAACCGUUGGUCGAGCUGCUGAGUUCUGAGGCAUCGCUCCCAUGCACCGUCUUUUUCGUGAUUGACUGA
Messenger RNA from Haemonchus placei, 426 nucleotides. Lineage: Eukaryota; Metazoa; Nematoda; Chromadorea; Rhabditida; Trichostrongylidae. The record is from the annotation of a GenBank genome assembly.